UAUUUAUCUCCCUGUUCGUUAAUUUCUAUCAUCUCUCUCUCACUCUCUCGUCUUCUCUCUCUGUGCGAUCUGCUAAGGAUUAUGUUCUCCAGUAUGUUGCUUUGUUCCAUGCAUUCCAACAAUUCAAGGAGGAAGAAGAAGAAGCAACAGGGUCACCGGAGUGAACUCGAGAUUGAAGGCAACGACCUUGGCUUGUUGUACUCUUUUCCUUUCGACAAAGAUCCAGUGGUCGUCAAGCAUUCGAGAUUCACUCUCCGAUCUAAUCACAUUCCCAGCCAGGGAGAGGUGAAGCCAAAGAAGAAAGGAGAAAUGGCUAACAAGGUAUCAAAUUUCUCCGACCUAAUCCAACGAGUGGCGGCUUCCUGUUUGCUCCACCCACUUGCGGCCAGCAGGCAUGAUUCCGGAAAUGUAGCCGGGGACGUGAGAGAAAGGUAUGAGUACGAGACUGACGAGCGGGAGGACUUUAAGGAAGAAGAGGAGGAAGAUGUGGAUGAGGAGAUGGAAGAGAAGAAAGGGAGUUUUAAAGGUUGGGAUCAGGAGAAGAACAAGAGCGGAAUGGUGGCUAUUGAGAGAGUGAUGGAAAUGGAGAUGCUAAUGAACGAAGUUUUCGAUUCUAUCUCGGCGAUGAAGAAAGCAUAUGUUAGUUUACAAGAGGCGCAUUGCCCGUGGGACCCGGAGAGGAUGAGGGUGGCUGACGUGACGGUAGUGGGGGAGCUAAGGAGGCUGGGUGUUUUGAGAGAGAGGUUUAGGAGGCGGGUUAGUAUUGGUGGCCAUGGAGGAAGAAAGAGAAUUGAUGUUGGCGGAGGAUUGGGGAUGUUGAGGGAGGUGGUGGCGCCGUAUGAGGCUGCGGUGGAGGAGCUGAAGAGGGAGGUGAAGUCAAGGGAAUUGGAGGUGGAGAAUUUGAAGGAUAAGCUGAAGAACCUUAGCCCCAGCCUGAGCAAUGGGAAUGGAAAGAAAGGGAGGUUCCAGUCAAAGAGGAAGGUCAGCUGCAGUCAAGCUGCUCAAGGUACUUUCUUCGACUUCCAUGUAUUUGCUUUAUCUUCGAAAUGACUAUUAUGGACUCAAAUAAAAAGGUUACUUUUGAAAAUAAUUGGGGAUAUAUCUGUAAUUCAAUUACUUGUAACACUUGCUGCAGCACCAGCACCAGAUCUUUUUGAAGCAGCGAUGAGCCAGGUGAAAGAGACUUCAAAGUCCUUUACAUCUCUUCUCUUGUCCCUCAUGCGCACUGCCCACUGGGACAUUGCUGCUGCUGUCCGCUCCAUUGAAGCCGCUGCUGCGACCACUGAAAAUAACGCUAUCAACAACCACACUACCGCCAUCGCCACCACCAUUGUAACCCACCACGCCAAGUAUGCUCUGGAGUCCUAUAUUUCUCAAAAAAUCUUCCAGGGCUUCGACCACGAGACCUUCUACAUGGAUGGUAGCCUCUCCUCGCUUCUAAAUCCAGACCAGUUCCGCCGUGACUGCUUUACUCAGUACCGAGACAUGAAAGCAAUGGACCCUAUUGAGCUUCUUGGAAUCUUGCCAACUUGUCACUUUGGCAAAUUCUGCUUCAGGAAGUAUGUUGCCAUUGUUCAUCCAAAAAUGGAGCAGUCAUUGUUUGGAAACUUGGAGCAGAGACAGCAAGUAUUGGCUGGUAGCCAUCCAAGGAGUCAGUUUUAUGGUGAGUUCUUGGGGCUAGCCAAAGCUAUUUGGUUGCUUCACUUGCUGGCAUUCUCACUCGACCCUGCACCAAAUCAGUUUGAGGCAUCUAGGGGAGCUGAGUUUCAUCCACGAUAUAUGGAGAGUGUAGUGAAAUUUUCUAGUGGCCGAAUUCCAGCUGGUCAGAUUGUGGGGUUCCCUGUUAGUCCUGGGUUCAAGCUUGGAAAUGGAUCAGUCAUCAAGGCUAGGGUUUAUCUAGUGCCCAGGACAUGAGUUUUUUCGGAUUUCGGUUGAUGAAUGUAAUUUCUGUGCGGUAGUAUGUAAUGGACAAUUUGGCUAUAGGGAUGAUAGGUUACGGAUGCUAAGCAGCGUGUUGUUUUGUUGGGGAUGGGAUUCGCGGCCUGCUGUCAAAAUCCACAAGGCUAUUUCGAACAUAUUAUACAUCCAUCAAGUUUGUUUGUGUUCUACACUUCCAAGCCUCUGAAAAAACAUUCGUGCUUCAGGAAGUAUGAUUAUUGCUUGAAACAAUAGCAGUUCAGAUUCAAGAUUCGUCUA
This is a messenger RNA of Hevea brasiliensis (rubber tree), 2196 nucleotides long. RefSeq names its product protein GRAVITROPIC IN THE LIGHT 1. The transcript has 3 exons. The record is from RefSeq and is a predicted model, not a curated record. The coding region runs from base 82 to 1050 and encodes 322 amino acids. Gene Ontology annotation, biological process: negative gravitropism; response to red or far red light. NCBI's taxonomy places the organism in Eukaryota, Viridiplantae, Streptophyta, Magnoliopsida, Malpighiales, Euphorbiaceae.